AUGCAAAGGACCCGCGAUCAAGCUCGGAUGCGGAUCCUUUCGGAUCUGACAGUCGAGGAACUCGCGCACUUGCAAGGUCUUCCUUCGGCAAAGACACUCUCUGCGAUACGCGAUGCGGAAGAUGAUGAAAGCGGCAUUCGGCCUCAGCGAGAGAAGAGAGGACGUCCACGCAAGAGUAGGGCCCUAGUGCCUGAGCUUCCUCAAAGGCCCCACAAACCUGACCUCGUGUGCGGCAUCGAUAUUGGUCACCUGCCUCGCCAACAGAGGAAACUUAUGCGGAAACGUAUCAAGAAGCGCGAAGAGCUGUACGGUCCGGCGGUUGCGCAGAAGCUCGGCCUGCUUCACAUGCCCCAUAGAAGUUAUGAAAACGAUCUCGGCGAAGAUCUCAUUCCUCUACUUCCACCCGAGCUCCAAGAGCAGGUGCGGGCGACGGUGCAGAAGAAUCAAAGGCUAAAGAAGCUCAAAGCGAUGAGAGACGCCAGGACAAAGGUUGACAAAACUCUGAGCCACGUCAGGGGUGAAUACGUCAACUCGGAGGGUCGCUACAUCUUUCAUGGGGCUGACUUGUCCCACAUGGACCAGAAUGAACGCAAGAGGGUGAAAGACCGAAUCCGCAAUCGCGUCAAGACCGGUGUUCCGGCACUGCUAGGUGCGGACCUCUUACUGCGCGUUCAACCUUCUCCCAGUGCGACAGAUCAGGCAUCACCUGAUCCGCAAAGCGCUUCGGGCAUGACUCCGACCGAAGACGAAGCGUACGUGCCUUUUGGAGGUACUCUCCUUCCGUCUGCUCCGACUGAGGGACAAGGAAGGACCCAACCUGCAGUUCCUCGGAAUGCGGUCUGCGAACCGGCUCCUACUCUUCCGAGCAUUCCGCAGAGAUGGGAGCACAUUGGUGUCUCACGAGACGACGUGCUUCGAGGUUGGAUGCUAGGCUUCGACGAGGAUGAAGCUGCGCUGCAGCAAGUCAACGAGUCGACAUUGCUGCGCGCUGAUGGUCUGGCGCUGCUGUGGUCGUGAGUCGUGCUGCGAUGCUCAUUUACUGUUCUGAAACUGACGGCAUGGGAUUCCGUACAUUCUUGAAACUCAAGCCGGCAAGAGCACACGAAACCAAAGACGUUGGCCAACAGCACUGCUGAUGAGGCGACGGGUGCUCGUAUGAGUACACUGCUCUUGCCGCAUCUGACCUCGCACAUCCACGCCUUUGUCCAGCGCGUCGUGCAUCGCGUUGCCUCCACACACGUAGGGGACGAUGACCUUAUUCGUCCCGAGCACGUCCAUGACGCGUUGUUGGCUCUGCAGCCAGCCAUGUCUACCCAGAUUCCUGGUCGAGAAGAGCUGGUGAAACACACAGCCUCCAGGCUGGCCGACGCUGCGCGCGACAAUUUUGAAGCUGAUCCAGCCGUGGAUUGGUUCAGUGCUGUUCCACACUGCGUCGCGCCGCACACUGAAGCGCUGAUGAACGGCAUCGACCUGCAAGGCAGCACGACCGGAUCUACCACACUGGCCGCAAGUGUCUUGUCAGCUCAAGACGUAUUCAGGCAACCGAGGCUUGCCGAUGCGGUCGAACCGGAAGCAGAGGGUCACGCUCAGGGUCGGAAUGGGGAAGAUGAGGCAGACAAUGUGUCGGAGUACAGUUCUUUGUACGAAGAUGAGAGCGAGGAGGAAGCGGUACGAGCGCUUCAGCGUCAUCGAUCUGGUGCUAUAGCGCCCGGGGCUGAUGAGGGCUCAGGGCGAGGAGUGCGCAAAUUAGCAAGAGAAAUGGCGCUUCAACGACGCAACGCGAUCGAGGUUGCAGCCUGGGAAGAGUUGGACUUGAAGGACAGGCAUGCUAUGCAGAAACAAGAGCAGGCGGAGUGGGCCAGGUGGUACAAUGUUGAGUUUUGUCCGCCUUUGAUUCAGAAAGAGGAUGAACCGGAUUGCACUUCUGAUGAAGCGUCGGUUCCGGAAGACGAGGCCAUGGAAGGGUCGGACGAUGGUAUGCAGGAGGCGACAGAUGAUGAGGAAGAAUCUGGUGAUGCGACUUCUGAAGCCGGAAGCGAGCUUGAAGUGGAUGACGACAGCGAUGUCGAUAUCGAAGACGAAGACGAAGACGAGGACGAAGACGAAGACGAAGACGAAGACGAAGAUGAUGGGGCGUGA
Ceraceosorus bombacis is the source of this 2139-nucleotide messenger RNA. Lineage: Eukaryota; Fungi; Basidiomycota; Exobasidiomycetes; Ceraceosorales; Ceraceosoraceae. The record is from the annotation of a GenBank genome assembly.